This is a messenger RNA of Beta vulgaris subsp. vulgaris (sugar beet), 3791 nucleotides long. RefSeq names its product disease resistance protein RPM1. Lineage: Eukaryota; Viridiplantae; Streptophyta; Magnoliopsida; Caryophyllales; Amaranthaceae. The transcript is spliced from 4 exons. The record is from RefSeq and is a predicted model, not a curated record. Gene Ontology annotation, molecular function: ADP binding. Gene Ontology annotation, biological process: defense response to other organism. The coding region runs from base 731 to 3535 and encodes 934 amino acids.
GGUUUUUGUUAAAAUAAAAAUAAUCUAGAAAAAUCUUGAGAUGUAUAGAAUGAUGUAGAAGAAAUGAUUCUAGAAGGAAAAAGAAAGAGAGAAUGGAACUAGGUAGAAAAGCUUAGGAAUAUCUAGAAAUAUCCAAGAAAUUAUCAUCUCAUGUCGGUGGAAGACAACACCAACUUUGAGCAUGUAUAAAUAUGUAGGAUGUGAAGUUUACAAGAAGCUGGAAUGAAUGAAAUAAUUUCCUCACAUCCAAAGCCUUUUACCACAUCAUCAAAUUUCUCACAGUAAGUAAACUCCAACAUUUACAAUACAAUCCGACACCUUUUGUAAAACAACAACAUUAUAGGUUGGAGUAAGCAUAGUAUAUUCUGAAAUCCACCAACUCUCGGUCAUUAUUGUUUAAUGUUCUUAAUUAAGCUUUUAUAUAAUGCAUAGUUGCAUAAAACAUUGUCAAUCUUUUUUAAAGGACUAUGGAGUAAGCAUUGGUUUUCGAAUUCAUCCAACUCACUCUCAGUCAUUCAAUAUUGUUUUUUUAGCUUUUGUGUUUUCUGAAAGAAAGUUAAACCAUCUCAUCUAUUUGGUCUCCUGUCUCAUCUAAAGUUCCACCAAUCAAAGCCAACUACUCGGCGACCGUGUUCUUCUCAGUUGACGACAGUAGCUAUUUUCAUCUCCAUUUGCAACUCAACUAGUUUCAUCAACUUUUUCUGUUCUGACUUCUGGAGUUUCUUCUCAGAUGGCUGAGAGUGUGUUGAGCUUUGCUAUAGAGAAGUUAGCAACAUUCGUAAUUGCGGAGGCAGAGUUGCUGGGUAGCCUUUCACAAGAUGUUACAGCCUUGAAAAAUGAACUAGCAACCAUCAAAGAGGUUCUAAAGGAUGCUGAGAAGAAAGCUGAGGAAGAUGAUACCAUCAACGAGUGGCUGAGACAAGUAAGAGAUAUUGGUUACCAGAUUGAGGAUGUCAUUGAUGACUACAUCCUAUUGAAAGAGUUACCGCAACAGCAGCAGCAGCAACAACGGCAACGAUCUUCCUCUAAUACUAGCAAUACUAGUCAGCUUUUCCUGAUGGUAACGAGAAUCCGUAAGUGGUUAAAUAAAGCAGUUGCUUGUGUUUCAGAGCUAAAACCCAAGCAUGAGUUAGCCUCCAAAAUUGGAGAAAUUAAAGGCGAGUUAUCUGAGAUAAGCAGCAGAAGGGAAAGGUAUAAGUUCAUUGCUUCAAGAGAUAGCUCUAGCAGUAAUGAGCGCUACCAAUAUCAGCAAGACCGUCAAGUUUGCUCUCUCUUCGUCGAUGAUUCUGAUAUUUUUGGCAUUGAAGAUCAUAAGGCAGAAAUCAUUAAGUGGUUGAAUUUGGAGAAGCAACAUGUACACCAGCAUGUGGCAGAGUGCCAUCGUUCCGUGAUAGCUGUGGUAGGUAUGGGAGGAAUAGGAAAGACGACCCUCGUUCGUAAAGUGUAUGAGGAUGAGGAGGUCAGAAGCUGCUUUAGUUUCUAUGCUUGGGUCACUGUUUCCCAAUCUUACAAGUGGAAGGUUGUGCUCAACAGCAUAUAUCAGCAAGUUCAUCCACAAUCAUCUCUACAACUUGAGACAUCUGAUGAAGUAAACAUCAUCAAUGAUUUACGGAAGCACCUCAAGGAUGAGAGGUAUAUUGUUGUCUUUGAUGAUGUCUGGGAUGUAGAGCUGUGGAGGUCUGUUAAUGCUGCUUUGCCUACUAAUAAUAAAAACAGUAAAAUAUUGAUGACAACGCGUGAUAAAAAUAUUGCUUUGCACUGGAUGGCUUCAUUAGGUGGUCAUACUCAUCAUGUGUAUGACCUGCAACCUUUGCCCAAAGAUGCAGCAUGGGAUCUCUUCUGUCAUAAGACUUUUGUUCAUGGCAUUUGCCCUCCAGAACUGGAACAAUUGUCACGUCAAAUGAUCGAAAAAUGUGAAGGAUUACCACUUGCAAUUGUAGCAAUUGCAGGCCUUUUAUCCACCAGAAUGAAGGUUCCUUCCGAGUGGAACAAAGUACAAAGUGGCCUUGGCUUUGAGCUCGGAAGUAAUCGACACUUCUCAAGUACCACAAAAGUACUACUCUUGAGCUACCAUGAGUUGCCUUAUUACCUUAAGCCUUGUUUCUUGUACUUUGGAGUGCUUCCAGGAGCUUAUUCCAUUGACUGCAUGAGACUAAUUCGGCUUUGGAUAGGAGAGGGUUUUAUACAAAAUCAGCGAGGCAAAACUCUCGAAGAGGUAGCGGAAGAAUACUUGAAUGAACUUGUACAUAAGAAUUUGGUUCAAGUCUAUGCGGAGGCAAAUAUCAAAAAAAGCAGACUAUUCAGGGUUCAUGAUAUCUUACGUGAGAUGAUAAUCCUUCCGAAGUUGGACAACUUGUGCUUCUGUCAAGUAUUAUCUCAGGACAAUUCUCCCACAUCCAAGCAGUUUCGACGAAUAAGCAUCCAUACUGAUUUUUUCCAUGACAAUAACAGUAUCAAUGUUUCAGAGAUGCUCGACGUUACACCUGGUGUCAGGUCUCUCCUUUGGUUUGUUGAGCCUCUAGAGCUCCCAGACCUUCCUCUACGCUCACUCCUUAAAGUUGCCUACUUCUUCAAGGUACUGGACCUUGAAGGCGCUCCCAUCAACCAUAUUCCUGAUGAAUUUGGAAAUCUCCCGCACUUGCGAUAUUUGAGCUUGAAAAAGACCAAUGUCGAGGUGAUACCAAAGUCGAUAGGACGGCUUUUGAAUUUACAGACACUAAAUCUCAAGCAUUGUUUAGUUGUUGAGCUUCCUAGAGAAAUUGGUCAGUGUAACAAGUUACGCCAUGUUCUUACUUUUCGGUUAAUUGAAAAAUCAAAGCAGGCUGUAAAAAUAUAUGAUGGGGUGUUAGAAAAUUUCAAGGAGUUGCAAAAGUUAGCAUACAUUGAAGUACAUGAAGUUCGUUUAAUAGAAGAACUGCAACAUUUGAAGCAACUGAGGAGGCUAGCAAUCACAAAGGUUAAGAAAGAGCAUGGAAGGGGCCUUUGUUGUGCUAUAGAGAAAAUGAAACAUCUCCGAUCACUUAGCAUAGAAUCUGCAAACCAUGAAGUUCUUGAUAUACAAUGGAGUUUAAGAUCACCUCCUUUACUACUUGAGCGUCUCUACUUGAAGGGACGGUUGGAGAUAUUACCAGACUGGGUAAAAAACCUCAAGAACUUGGCUAUGCUGCGUUUGGUCUCUUCAAGGCUUGAGGAUGACCCAGGAAAAAUCCUUCAACUGCUGCCUAAUUUGGUCCAGCUAACUCUAAAUGAUGCAUAUCUCGGUGAGAAGUUGGAUUUCGGAUGUACAAAUUUCUCCAAGCUCGAGAUUUUGGGGUUCUAUGAUCUGCACAAUCUGAAAUCCUUAGUUGGGAUGGGUUUGCCUUCCCUUCGGGAGGUAGAAAUUGAUAGAUGUUUACUAUUCUGUGAUUACCCUGAUGAAGUUGCAAAAAUUAUUACCAAGAAGGCUAUCCGGGUGUGUGCGUAUGUGCAUCGUGCAGCCUUUAUGUUUGAGCGAGCUAGUAAUAAUGCCAAACAGAGACAACUGCACCAGCUCUGAAUCAAUAUCAAAGCUGCCAUCGUCCGAAGACUGUGGAAGUCUGUGUCAAACAGCGGUGUAGAAAAUGGGUAUUUAUCAAUGUUAGAUGAUAUCUACAACUAUUAUGGUUUUGCCAAAUUAGAAUUUUAUCUUAUCUUAAUUGCUUUUUAUUAGCUAAUGUUGAAUUCUAUGAUAAACUUCAUAUCAUAUUGUAUUUUUAUAUUGUUGAUGAAUUAUAUAAAGAAUUUUUUGUGCGAAAUGACUAAUUAAAAUAGGG